AUGUCGAAAGCAUACAGCAUGGGACGGGUAUUCAUCACAGGCUCCUCGGACGGCCUCGGCCUCAUGGCCGCCAAGAAGCUCGUCGCCAACGGCCAGACCGUCUACCUGCACGCGCGAAACGCCCAACGUGCCGAUGACGCAAGGAAGGCAUGUCCGGGCGCAGCCGACGUCCUCCUCGGCGACCUGUCAUCCAUCAAGGAGACCAAGGCCCUCGCCGAAUCCGUCACCAAGCUCGGGCCGCUCGACUGCAUCUUCCACAACGCGGGCCUGUACCUCGGCCCGUACCGCGCGCAAGCCGAGGGCUACCCCUCCAUGUUCGCGGUCAAUGUCCUGGCGCCGUACAUCCUCACGUGCCUGAUCCCUCUGCCAAAACGUCUCGUGUACACGAGCUCGGACAGCCACUGGGGCGGUAGCACGGAUCUGUCGGACUUCGGGUGGCGCGGGCGCGGCGAGUCGGGCUUCAGCGCCGGCAGUGCCUACGCCGACACCAAGAUCUACAACACCAUGUUCGGGUACGCAUUCGCGCGGCGGUUCGGGCCGCGGGGCACGACGGCGCACUCGGUCGACCCCGGCUGGGUGCCGACCAAGAUGGGCGGCGCAGCGGCGUCGGGCGACAUCAGCGAGAGCGAGCGGCUGUACGUCAUGCUGGCCGAGGGCGCCGGCGAGGCGAAGGGCAAGAACGGAUGCUUUUGGGAGAACGGGAAGAAGGGGCCUGCGCAGUCGAAGAAGGAUGCGUGUGAUGAGGGGGCUCAGGAGGCGUUGUUGAAAAAGCUGGAGGAGGUGACAGGGGUCAAGCUGCCGGAAUGA
Molecule: messenger RNA, 807 nt
Organism: Anthostomella pinea
Lineage: Eukaryota; Fungi; Ascomycota; Sordariomycetes; Xylariales; Xylariaceae
Source: the annotation of a GenBank genome assembly